Messenger RNA from Entrophospora sp. SA101, 165 nucleotides. The record is from the annotation of a GenBank genome assembly. NCBI's taxonomy places the organism in Eukaryota, Fungi, Glomeromycota, Glomeromycetes, Entrophosporales, Entrophosporaceae.
AUGGAACAAAAAAAGACUAUUAGACAUCCUGAUUUAUUAAAAUAUAUAGACGGUGUAGACACAGACACUUAUAUUUAUAUCGUUACUGAAAAAGUAACACCUUUACAAGCACAAUUGAAUAAUAAUUCUAAUGAGUUGACAUUGUGGGGUUUAUAUAAAGUAGCA